Messenger RNA from Hyalella azteca, 1356 nucleotides. It is a transcript of the gene RpL3, whose product is annotated as 60S ribosomal protein L3. Bases 98 to 1333 code for a protein of 411 amino acids. Lineage: Eukaryota; Metazoa; Arthropoda; Malacostraca; Amphipoda; Hyalellidae. The transcript is spliced from 7 exons. Gene Ontology annotation, molecular function: structural constituent of ribosome; RNA binding. The record is from RefSeq and is a predicted model, not a curated record. Gene Ontology annotation, biological process: ribosomal large subunit assembly; translation. Gene Ontology annotation, cellular component: cytosolic large ribosomal subunit; ribosome.
AUCUCAUCAGUUCGUCGCGGCUGAUCUUUCUUGGUUGUGGUCCUUCGUUAGAUCAGGCCGCAUCUUCAUUCAAGAAAACGCGUUGUUGCGUUAGGAAAUGUCUCAUCGUAAGUUCAGCGCGCCCCGUCAUGGGUCCUUGGCCUUCCUGCCCAAGCGCCGUAUAGCUCAGCACAGGCCCAAGAUCAAGGCCUUCCCCAAGGAUGACCGCAAAAAGCCUGUGCAUCUCACCGCGUUCCCUGCGUACAAGGCUGGCAUGACGCACGUCUUGCGCAUAUCUGACAAGCCGGGUUCCAAGUCCCACAAGAAGGAGGUGCUCGAGCCCGUUACUAUCCUCGAGACGCCACCCAUUGUUAUCGUUGGUAUUGCUGGCUAUGUGGAGACACCCACUGGCCUGCGCUGCCUCAAGACUAUCUGGGCUGAGCAUCUUGGAGAAGAGUGUCGUAGGAGAUUCUACAGGAACUGGCACAAGUCGAAGAAGCGUGCUUUUGUGCACGCCACCAAGAAGUGGCAGGACCGUCUGGGUAAGCUCUGCAUCAGGCGUGAACUUGCCAAAAUGAAGAGAUAUUGCACCGUCAUCAGGGUCCUUGCCCACACUCAGCAAAAGCUGCUCAUGAAGCGCCAGAAGAAGGCUGACCUUCUUGAGAUCCAGCUGAACGGCGGUAGCGUUGAGGACAAGGUGAGGUGGGCUUUCCGCCACCUCGAGAAGCGCGUUCCUGUGGCCGAUGUGUUCGCUAUGGAUGAAAUGAUCGAUGUCAUCGGCGCCACUAAGGGAAAAGGACGCAAAGGUGUGACGUCACGUUGGCACACAAAAAAGCUGCCUCGCAAAACGCACAAGGGUCUGCGUAAGGUUGCGUGUAUCGGUGCCUGGCAUCCUAGUCGCAUCCAGUACUCAGUAGCCCGUGCUGGUCAGAAGGGUUACCACCACAGGACUCAGAUAAACAAGAAGAUCUACCGCGUCGGUGCCGCCAUUAAGGCCAAGAAUGGCAAGCUGGUGAAGAACAGCGGGUCUACCGACUACGAUUUGACUGAGAAGACCAUCACGCCAAUGGGUGGUUUCCCCCAUUAUGGUGAAAUUAACAAUGAUUUCAUCAUGAUCAAGGGAUCGUGCGCGGGAUCCAAGAACAGGAUCCUUGUCCUCAGAAAGUCACUGAUCCAACAAACGAAGCGAUCGGCUCUGGAGAAGAUCGAUCUGCACUUCAUCGAUACCGCCAGCAAGAUGGGUCACGGCAAGUUCCAGACCAGCGCUGAGAAACGCAGCUUCAUGGGACCUCUCAAGAAGGAUCGCAUCAGGGCAGAAGCUGCUAAGGCUGCAACCGAGGCUGCCAAGAAGUAAACUUAAUAAAAUGUUUACUCUGA